Anthonomus grandis grandis is the source of this 4266-nucleotide messenger RNA. Its product is annotated as endoribonuclease ZC3H12A-like. Bases 454 to 2328 code for a protein of 624 amino acids. Gene Ontology annotation, molecular function: metal ion binding; RNA endonuclease activity; mRNA binding. Lineage: Eukaryota; Metazoa; Arthropoda; Insecta; Coleoptera; Curculionidae. Gene Ontology annotation, cellular component: nucleus; cytoplasmic ribonucleoprotein granule. The record is from RefSeq and is a predicted model, not a curated record. The transcript has 9 exons.
CAAACGUAGUGAAACUGGCCGAUAGUCGGUUCUCUCGCUGAGCCGAAAAUUUUACACAAUUUCAACGGCCUGGUAGAAGGCUACGGGCCCGCUCUUUCUCUUUUACAUCCGGCUUAUUAUCCGGAUCUUCAUUUUCUUCACCGCUCUUCGCGGUUUCUUCCAGCGAUUACACGUUUCUCCGUCGUUUCGAACGUUUCGUCGUUUCAUCUGUGUCGCGGGAGGCUGCAUUUGCAGUUUUAAAAAUAACCAAUAGUGAGCAAAUUAUUGGAUUUUAUGUAGUUUACUGUGAACUAGAUCUAGUGAUUAUUAGUGCUAGUUAAGUGACGGUGCUGUGCACUGGAUUUAAAGCAACUAUUAUUAUCUAUUGCAUUUGAUAAAAAUAUGUUAGCGUGAAACGGAUUCUCUCGAUCGAAAUUCGAUUGUUUAAGUCGUGUAACCAAAUAAAGCUGUUGAAUGUGUUGCGAGAUCCGGGUACCGAUUUGUCUGGAUAUGACUGUUACUUUCGGCGAGAAAUAUGUAGACGAUAUCUGCUUAGAAGGUUGUAACUUGUCUAAGACUUCCAUUACCGGCGAGGAUUCUUCCUAUGACUCGGACUGUGAGGGAUACGACGGAGCCCAGGUACUAUCUGGGAGCCAUCAGGAUGUUUCUAGAACGGCCAGUGAUACUUUAGCUGCGGAAUAUGCGGAGUAUGUCCAAGGUGCCCAGGAAACCAAUCCUGGAUAUAAUGCGAGGGUGGAGUUUGCACUGAAACUAGGAUACACCGAGAAGCAUGUCCAGGCAGCGUUACAAAAACUGGGACCAGACCCUACUCAGAAUGAGCUGCUGGCAGAACUGAUAAAACUAGGCGCUCAGAAAGGGGGAUCGUGUGAUAGCAGUCCCACUGAGAGUCUUGUUAGUGAUUUAGGACUAUUAGAUAGGCUUGAUCUACUCGACGUCGGUCAUACAACUUUACGACCCAUCGUUAUAGAUGGCAGCAACGUUGCAAUGAGCCAUGGAAACAAGGAGAUAUUUUCCUGUCGCGGGAUCAAGAUAUGCGUCGACUGGUUUAAGGCUCGUGGUCACAAAGACAUAACAGUGUUCGUGCCAAAAUGGCGAAAAGAGGCGCCCCGUCCAGACAACCCGGUGCGAGACCAAGAUAUUUUGGCUGAGCUAGAGCGAGAAAGACUGUUGGUUUUUACACCGUCAAGACUAGUAGGUGGGAAGCGAAUGGUAUGCUAUGAUGACAGGUACAUUUUGAAAUUGGCCGCACAAAACGAUGGCGUAGUAGUUAGCAAUGACAACUAUAGGGACCUUUGUCAGGAAAGUGCGGAAUUUAGAAAGGUUGUUGAAGAAAGAAUAUUGAUGUUCUCUUUUGUCAAUGACCACUUUAUGCCGCCCGACGAUCCUUUGGGUAGAUCUGGACCUACUUUGGACAAUUUUCUUCGUGGGCAACCAAAAAAGGGUGAUGUAAGCGGAACACCUCCGCCACCUCCAUGUCCUUACGGAAAGAAAUGCACUUACGGUAAUAAGUGUAAAUAUCACCAUCCUGAGAGAGGACCGUUGCCUCACAAGAGUGUGACGGAGAGAUUGUCGGAACAUGCCCAAAGACAUUUGCAAGCUAGGGAAAGUAAAGACGGCGGAGACAUCCGAAAAAAUCCUCUGGGCCGUACUCGUUCCAACGUACCGCCACCGAAAGAGCCUCAACACGCGGUCGUAUCGAAGUCACGUAGCGUAGACAACGUGGGACUUUUGGCCCAAUCGCCGUCUUAUCAACCGAUUCCAGACGCGUUCACGUUUCAGAACACCUCCGAAAAACCCACCCUGGGCACUUUUGCGUAUCAAACAUCGUCACCGGAUAACCUGCACAGGAAGUUGCAGAGGCAGUUAACGUUAAAUCCGGGCGGCGAUGCGAGACUGACGUCCGUUAGGAGGUACGCCCCUCUUAGUCCCAGUCCUCUGGGCCCUCCGACGGGUUAUCUCGGGACUUCCGGGUGGGAUGUGCAUCAGGGGGUAACAAGAAUAGCGAGCGCGCCGGAUUCUUGCCGGAGCGGACAAACUGCUCAACAAAGCGGUUGGCAUGGUUUGCAAGGGAUUCAACACGGGCAAACGGCACCAGUUAGACACAUGCACCGUAUGUCUAGUUCCUCGGACUCUCAAUUAAACGUGUGGCCCGGGCAACAGUGGAACCCCAUUGGCAACCAGGAAGAUGAACGUCGCAAACUUCAUUAUCACUUAUCCGCCAUAUUUCCUGAAGAGCAAGUCAUUCAGGCGAUGCAAAUGUAUCCGGACGAGACGAACGCUCAGAAAAUAUGCGCCGCUAUUCUAGCGAUGUUCUCUGCUAAAACGUAAUUAUGGUGAGAAGUAAAAAAAUGAUUUGAUGCACAUAUUGUCCCAUUGACAAUGGACUCCCAUAUUUAAUAGCGAUUAUUGCGAGGUUAAUUAAUUGAGCACUGAUUGGUUAUUAAGAGAAAUCCUAUAUUUAUUUAACCGAAUGUUCUUUAUGUAGCGGACUGUAGCUACGGAAUUUAAAGUUAAAUAAAUUCUUUGUUACUUUUUUUUGUUAUAAGUCUUUAAGAAUAUUUUUCUUUAAUCUUUCGCAGUAACGAAAAAUUAAUAGGAAAAAAGUGUACUUCGUUAAGUAAGAUCUUUGCUAAUUAAUGUAGUAUGUAAUAUUUUUUUACAAUUUUUGUUAUAUUAAUAUUAACGUGUUCACAGAAAAUGUAACGUGAGCAAACAUAAUUCUAAUAAGUCAAACAAGCAACAUCAAAAUAUUUUCUUUUAAUUUUAGGGUUGACAAAAUAAUUUCGAUUCCGAGCAUAUUAAACUUAUCGUAAAGUAAAAAAGCAAUAAUUACAUUUCUGUUCCAUGUAGAAUAUCGUUUCAUUCAACACUAAUUUCGAGACAUUUUAUUUGUAAGGCGUUUUCAUUACACACGACGUUCCUAAAACUACAUUUUCAUUUUUAAAGAAAGUUUAUGAUUAUAUGAACGCAUUUUUUUAUGGAAUUAUCUAUCGCAAGGAGAAAAUUUAGUUAACUUUGAGUUAUUUUAAAUAUUUAUUAUUCUAACCACCCAUGGAUCUAACGACUUCCUGAAAGUUUUUUUAUGGUCAGAACUUUCAGGUGGUCAUCGUAUCGAAAGUUUACAUAUUCAAUUUUUAAUGAAAUUUUUAUAAUUGAAGAGUGGAAAUUCAAAAGGGUCUAAGUGCCAAAAAAAUGAAACUGAGAUACUGACAAAAAAAUUUAUAUAACAUUAAAAAAACUUGGAAUUUGUAUUGAAAUAGUUUUAUUAGGCAAAUUAAACAAGAAUCAAUAAACGUGUUAUAUUGUUAUACACAAAACAAAAACUAUCAUUGAGAAAAACUAAUCAUAACACAAAAUCCACUAAAAGUGCCAACUAUAAUACACUGUCAAAAGGGUCUAUGUCCAAAGGAGCCUUUUAAUUCGAUUGUGUUUUUUCUAUGAUAUUAUCAUAAAACUGAACAUAUUUAACAGGAAUAUAGUCCAUCAUAUCUUUUAAGUUUUUCAGCUUCUCGGCUGAAAUACGGUUUCUGCAGUCGAGGUCUGGAACCAAUGCUACCGGAAUUUCAGUCGACCUUUUUCCCUUCUUUAGAACAUUACAAGUGGUCCAUUCCUUGAGCUGAGAGAAGGUCUUUUUGGUUUUAACCAACGUUUUUUGCCCCUGUUCAAUUUUAAUCCAGGCUAUUUGUGAAAUUUGUAGUUUAGUCGUAUUUAGAUAUUCGCCUGUCAUGCUCUGAAAAUCUUUAAAAUCGUUUUUUUUUUCCAUACGUAGUACAUUAAAAGGUCUUUGGUGGCGUGCCUCUCUUAUUUUUUUUUCUAUAUUUUCGAGAGUGUAGUUUUUUACGCAACAAUUUUCUCUUUUCUAUUUGUGCAAAAUCUCUAUCACAAGUGAGAUAUGAAUGGCCACUUAUCAGAAAUGUUUGCUCAACCUUUUCGUAGAUACCCUUAGAAACUAGGUAAAUCAUCAACAUUAAAAUAAUCUUGUUCUUGUUUUGUCAUAUGCAAUUGUGACUCCACAUGACCAAAUUUUUUCUUUUAAGAAAAUUUGAGUGCAAAAUUACUUUUAGCAGACCAGACGCUACUUCAUUUCCACCUCUCCCAGUAAGUGACUCAUCCCAGAGGCACAUAAAUGCAUCAUCUGUAUCUGACAAAUUAAUUCCGAAGUUAAAACAGGACAACUGCCGACUGUAAAACAUGUCAGAAUAUGUUAGUGUCGGAAUAAAAGCACUUGUUCUAAAUCAAUCGAAAUAGUUUUGUCAUCACUUUCUA